Pipistrellus kuhlii (Kuhl's pipistrelle) is the source of this 1849-nucleotide messenger RNA. RefSeq names its product ovo like zinc finger 2 (gene OVOL2). The transcript has 5 exons. Bases 484 to 1491 code for a protein of 335 amino acids. Gene Ontology annotation, molecular function: DNA-binding transcription factor activity, RNA polymerase II-specific; RNA polymerase II cis-regulatory region sequence-specific DNA binding. The record is from RefSeq and is a predicted model, not a curated record. Gene Ontology annotation, biological process: epidermal cell differentiation; regulation of transcription by RNA polymerase II. Gene Ontology annotation, cellular component: nucleus. NCBI's taxonomy places the organism in Eukaryota, Metazoa, Chordata, Mammalia, Chiroptera, Vespertilionidae.
UUAAAAAAAAAAAAAAAAAAAAAAAAAAAGUUCUCCCCGUUUUAAAAAAGGGGAGGGUGGGGGGGAGAAUCAGACGUUAAAUUCUUUUGCAAACAUUCAUGCCUAAGGAAGGGCUGGAACAGGCAGCCCCGGCCGCCGCCGGAACCGGUCGGACAGGUAAGCGAGCUUGUUGACACCGUUAUGUUGCAGGGCGCAUGCUCACUCCCAAGUUUCCUGGUGCCUUUUCUAUUCCACCUUAUGAAACUUUACCGCGGCGUGGUCUCAUCCCGCGAUUGAAGGCAUAGGUGUCGCCUGGCCGGGGGCCUGGGAGCCGCCAGGAGCGCCGGGUGGAGGCCGGGGCCGGCCAAGGCGGGGGGCGGGGGAGAGGGUCGGCUAAGGCGGGAAGGUGGGCUCUGGCCCCCGGCAGCCGCGACCCAGACAGACAUCGCUGCGGGUCCCUAGCGGGGAGCCGCCGGGACCAGGGGGCCGGGAGGGGGCCUCGCCAUGCCCAAAGUCUUCCUGGUAAAGCGGAGGAGCCCGGGGGUCUCAGUCCGCAGCUGGGAUGAGCUCCCGGACGAGGAGAGGGCGGACACCUACAUCCCAGGCGCGGCCGCUCCCUUCCCGGCGGGUCUGGGCCGCCUGCUCUGCGACCCCCACGAGGACUGCCGCAGCGACGGCGGCAGCAGCAGCGGCGGAGGCAGCAGCUGCGCGGGGGAUCCCGGGGGCACCGAGAGCAACUCGUCCGCGCGCACCCCCGAGCGCGAAACCCCGGAGCCCGGCGAUGCCGAGGACCCCGGCGGACACCUGGCGGCGGAGCAGCGCCCAGUCGCCAGAUCGAAAAUCAAGAUAAUUGGAUGCCCCUCUCCCUGCCUCCAUUGUAACUCACUGAUCAUCUCCUUGACUGCACAUUUGGCUGACCAGACACCUCUUGAACAGGACACACCAAAGUUCACCACAGGCACAUGCAGCGACCCGGCAGUUCACAGCUGUGACCUGUGUGGCAAGAGCUUCCGCCUACAGCGUAUGCUCAACCGGCACCUCAAGUGCCACAACCAGGUGAAGAGGCACCUGUGCACCUUCUGCGGCAAGGGCUUCAAUGACACCUUUGACCUAAAGAGGCACGUCCGCACGCAUACAGUUGGAAGGCUCUGGCUUGGCCAUGACCAACCGGUGAUAUGUCUGCCCCUUGCCCUUGCAGGCAUUCGCCCCUACAAAUGUGAUGUCUGCAACAAAGCCUUCACCCAGCGCUGCUCCUUGGAGUCCCACCUGAAGAAAAUCCACGGGGUGCAGCAGCAGUAUGCCUACAAGCAACGCCGGGACAAGCUCUACGUCUGUGAGGAUUGUGGCUACACAGGCCCCACCCAGGAGGACCUGUACCUGCACGUGAACAGUGCCCACCCGGGCAGCGCGUUUCUCAAAAAGACAUCCAAAAAACUGGCAGCCCUUUUGCAAAGCAAGCUGACAUCCACCCUCCAGGGGAGUGCCAACCUGAGCGAGGAGGAGGAGAAGUGAGGAGGAAGAGGAAGGGGGAGACGCCAACGCUAACACGUUUACACGAACUUUUGGUUUUGAGGAUCCCACUGGCUCUUUCUAAUGACAAGUGUUCCGUUUAUCUCUCUGUCCUUUUGGGGCCUCGGCAGGGGGAUCUGCCCCAGGGCUGUCGGUUGUAAUGAUUGUGUCAGGUACCCCGUAACCCAGGCCCCGCUGAACACACUCACGUUCACGGAAGUUGAUCGGUGGGUGGCUGUGGUCACCGUGCAGGACUUUUUGUGUGUGUUUUAGGAAUUUCAUACACGGAAGCAGAUGUGUUCUUAGAGAGACCAUCAUAUUAUGGUGCCUUGAAAUAAAAGUACUUCCACUUGAAAUGCUA